AUGCUAGCUGCUAUCGUUUUGCUGGCCCUUUUCUGUUAUUAUUACAUUCGGAGAGACAAAGGGUACAAUCUUCCGCCUGGGCCCAAGCCUCUUCCCUUCGUUGGCAAUGUCAGAGAUUUGCCCCCGAGUGGAACGCCUGAGUAUGAGCAUUGGCUCAAGUUCAAAGACAUCUACGGCCCUAUCAGCUCCAUCAAUAUCCUAGGACAGAGAAUCAUCAUCCUUCAUGACCGUCAGGCUGCCCAUGAUUUGUUGAUUAAGGCCUCGACAAAGACAUCGGGACGCCCAUACAUGCGGUUCGCUGACAUUUGUGGCUUUGCGUCGCUUUUGAACCUUCAACAGUAUGACGGGACGUUUCGUCGGCAUCGCAAGUUGGUACACCAGCAAUUUGGGACGAAGGCAGUGGCAGCCCGAUAUCGGGACAACAUCGAGCCAGAAUCACACCGCUUCCUCCUCCGUGUUCUGGAUGACCCCGCCAAUUUGGUGCAGCAUAUCAAGACAUUCAAUAGCGAGGCGAGUGCCAUUAUCCUUAGAAUCACCUACGGCUAUUCCAUUUCGCCGGGUAGAAGCGACCCUUUGGUUCAUCUGAUUGAGCGUACAAUGGACGUAUUUGCGCUUGCGACAGUGCUUCUUUCUUGGGCUGUGGAUAUUUUCCCCCCUCUUGAACACCUCCCAGAAGGUCUUCCGGCAACUUCAUUCAAGAAACAGGGUCGAGAAUGGAGUAGACUUCUGCAGACGACGCAAGACGUCCCCUAUUCAUUUGUUCGAAAGAAGAUUUCCAAAGGAGCUCAUGAGCGAUCGUUCGUGUCCUCACUUCUUGAAGAAGGUCUCACUGCCAAUGGCGAGGCCAAGAACAAUUAUUCUGAGGAUGACAUCAAGAAAACAGCCUUGGUCAUGUACGGCGGGGGGGCCGAUACGACUGCAUCAUCCCUGCACAGCUUCAUUCUGGCCAUGAUACUUUUCCCGGGCGUCCAGAAGAAAGCACAGGCAGAAAUUGAUAGUAUUGUGGGCGGUGACAGGUUGCCUGAUUUUGGAGACCGAGAUCGCCUGCCGUACCUUAACGACGUAGUGAAGGAGGCUUUGCGAUGGCUUCACGUCGCGCCGCUGGGCGUAGCUCACAGGACUGAUGAAGACAUCAGCUACAAAGGCUAUGACAUACCCAAGGGCGCAUAUUUGCUGCCCUCGAUAUGGUGGUUCCUACACGAUCCUCAGAUAUAUCGGGAUCCAUCAUCAUUUGACCCUGACCGAUACUCGUCACCUCGCAAUGAGCCAGAUCCCAUAGAUGAAGCUUUUGGCUACGGUCGGAGGAUUUGCCCUGGACGGUUUGUGGCGGAUGAGAGUCUCUUCAUUACCAUUGCGCGUCUCUUGGCAACAUUUGAUAUCAGGAAGGCCAUUGACGAGUCUGGUUAUGAGAUUACCCCAAAGAUUGUGACCACGAGCGGCCUGAUCUGUCGCCCAGUUGACUUCCCAUAUAGCAUCACGCCAAGGAGUGGGCAGUCGGUCCAUCUCAUCAGAUCUGUUGAGGGGAAGUACCCGUGGGGAGAUGAAGAUGCUGACCUUGUUCGAAGCGAUUUAAGAUCAUUCAAAUGA
Molecule: messenger RNA, 1587 nt
Organism: Colletotrichum phormii
Lineage: Eukaryota; Fungi; Ascomycota; Sordariomycetes; Glomerellales; Glomerellaceae
Product: cytochrome P450
Exons: 2
Coding region: 1-1587 (528 amino acids)
Molecular function (GO): oxidoreductase activity, acting on paired donors, with incorporation or reduction of molecular oxygen; heme binding; monooxygenase activity
Source: RefSeq, a predicted model, not a curated record